AUGGACUACUUUGUCAACAUGAUGACUGGUCUUCCCAUUCCGGGUCCCAACGCUACCGCCGCCGAGAUUACUGCUUUUGCCAUUCCUGCCUGGAAGAAGUCUUUGAUUACCUCUAUUCUUUCCGCAGGUACCUUUUUCGGAGCCAUCAUCGCUGGUGACUUGGCCGAAUUCUUCGGUCGACGUAUCACCAUUGUUGCCGGUUGUGGUGUCUUCAUUGUCGGCUGUAUCCUCCAGACCGCCAGUACUGCCCUCGGCCUCCUCGUUGCGGGACGUCUGAUCUCCGGUUUCGGGGUCCGAGGCGCCAUCGUCUCCGGCUAUCAGUUCUGUAUCACCAUCGGUCUUCUCCUCGCCAGUUGCGUGUGCUACGCUACUGAGAACCGUACCGACAGUGGCUCUUACCGAAUCCCCAUCGCUCUUCAGUUUGCCUGGGCUCUCAUCUUGGGUACCGGUCUCUUGCUUUUGCCCGAGUCCCCUCGAUGGUACGUCAAAAAGUGCAGGGUUGAGGAGGCUACCAAGGCCCUUGCCCGUGUCCGAGGCCAGCCGGUCCAGUCCGACUACAUCAAGGAUGAGAUCACCGAGAUUGUCGCCAACCACGAGUACGAGUCCGAGCUUAUCCCUAACCAAACCUACUUGGGCUCUUGGGCUGCUUGUUUCACUGGUGGUAUCAAGAACCCCCAGUCUAACCUUCGUCGAACUAUCCUCGGUAUUACUCUUCAAAUGAUGCAGCAAUGGACUGGUGUCAACUUCAUCUUCUACUUUGGUACUACUUUCUUUACCGACCUCGGCACCAUUUCCAAUCCCUUCCUCAUCUCCCUCAUCACCACCCUUGUCAACGUCUGCUCUACCCCCAUCUCCUUCUGGACCAUCGAGCGAUUCGGUCGACGACCUCUCCUCAUCUGGGGCGCCCUCGGUAUGUUGAUCUGCGAAUUCAUCGUCGGUGUUAUCGGAGUGGCCAAGCCCGGAGACUCUACCGUCGUCAAGGCUCAGAUCUCCUUCAUCUGUCUUUACAUUUCCCUCUUCGCUUCCACUUGGGGACCUGGUGCUUGGGUCUGCAUCGGUGAGGUCUUCCCCAUUCCCAUCCGAUCUCGUGGUGUUGGUCUUUCCACUGCCUCCAACUGGUUCUGGAACUGUAUCAUCGCCGUCAUCACCCCUUACAUGGUCAGUACCGACCAAGGCGACCUCGGCUCUAAGGUCUUCUUCAUUUGGGGCUCCACCUGUGUUAUCUGCUUCAUCUACGCUUAUUUCUUCGUCUGGGAGACCAAGGGUCUUACCCUCGAGCAGGUUGACAGGAUGAUGGAGGAGUGCGGCUCUCCCCGCCACUCUCCUGGGUGGAGGCCUCAAACCACCUUCACUGCCGAGGUUCUCGGCCGAGACCAGGGUAUCGAAAAGGUCAACAGCCAAGAACAGAACGAGGAAGCUCCUGCCCAUGUCGUUUAG
This is a messenger RNA of Cryptococcus amylolentus CBS 6039, 1437 nucleotides long. RefSeq lists its product as hypothetical. Lineage: Eukaryota; Fungi; Basidiomycota; Tremellomycetes; Tremellales; Cryptococcaceae. The transcript has 7 exons. Gene Ontology annotation, molecular function: carbohydrate:proton symporter activity. Gene Ontology annotation, cellular component: membrane. The record is from RefSeq and is a predicted model, not a curated record. Gene Ontology annotation, biological process: carbohydrate transport; transmembrane transport. The coding region runs from base 1 to 1437 and encodes 478 amino acids.